Molecule: messenger RNA, 1305 nt
Organism: Ascoidea rubescens DSM 1968
Lineage: Eukaryota; Fungi; Ascomycota; Saccharomycetes; Ascoideales; Ascoideaceae
Gene: POT1
Product: acetyl-CoA C-acyltransferase
Exons: 1
Coding region: 1-1305 (434 amino acids)
Biological process (GO): phenylacetate catabolic process; fatty acid beta-oxidation
Cellular component (GO): peroxisome
Molecular function (GO): acetyl-CoA C-acyltransferase activity
Source: RefSeq, a predicted model, not a curated record
AUGGAUAGAUUAUCACAAAUCGCAAGCCACUUACUGCCAACCUCCAAUACUGUUGUCGAUUUGAAAUCGAAAAACCCUGGUGAUGUUGUGAUUGUCAGUGCAUAUAGGACUGCUAUAACCAAGGGAGGCAGGGGUUCGUUCAAGUCUUUAAAAUCCGAGGAUAUAUUGUAUUAUUUGUUGAAGAAAUUUAACGAUUUGAAGAUCGUUAGCCCAAAAUUAGUCGAAGAAAUUACUGUUGGAAAUGUGCUAAAUAAAGGUGCUGGAGCCAAUGAACAUCGAGCUGCUUGUCUUGCAGCUGGGUUUCCCAAAGAGGUUCCUGUGUUGGCAUUGAAUAGACAGUGUUCAUCAGGUUUAAUGGCUGUUAAUGACAUUGCAAACAAGAUCAUUGCCAAUCAGAUUGAUAUUGGAUUAGCAUGUGGUGUUGAGUCAAUGUCGACAUUUUUUGGACCAAGUGCAGUGUAUCAAUUGUCUGAUACUUUAUCUAAAGACAAAGAAGCAACUAAAUGUUUAAUUCCAAUGGGUAUAACCAAUGAAAAUGUGGCUGAAAAAUUUGGUAUUUCAAGGAAAGAACAAGACAAGUUUAGUGCUGCAUCUUAUCAAAAGGCUGAAAAGGCAUUAAAGAAUAAUCUUUUCAAGAAUGAGAUUUUGUCAUUAGAAAUUGAGCUUGAAGAGGAGAAUGAUAAUGAUGAUGAUGAUGAUGAUGAGGAUGACGAAAAUGAUAAUGCUGAGAAAAAAGUAACAAACAAAAUAAAACACAAGUUGGUUGUAGAUAGAGAUGAAGGACCCAGAAUGAAUGUCACUCCUGAAUCGUUAUCUAAAAUCCGACCUGCAUUUAAAAAGAAUGGUGUUACACAUGCUGGUAAUGCAUCUCAAGUAUCGGAUGGCGCUGCACUUGUGUUGCUUAUGAAAAGAAGUGUAGCUGAAUCAUUGGAUUUAAAGCCAAUUGGAAAAUACAUUGGGUGUGUAUCUGUUGGUGUUGCACCUGAGAUAAUGGGCGUUGGUCCUGCUUAUGCCAUUCCCAAAGUAUUAACAAAGUUUAAAUUGAGUGCUGAUGACAUCAAGAUAUUUGAAAUCAACGAGGCAUUUGCUGCGCAAUGUCUAUAUAGCAUACACACAUGCAAUAUACCCAUGGAAAAGGUCAAUCCAAGAGGAGGUGCAAUUGCGUUGGGACAUCCCUUGGGUGCAACAGGUGCAAGACAGGUAUCCACACUAUUGAACCAGCUACAAGAUGGUGAAAUUGGGUUAACAAGUAUGUGUGUUGGAAGUGGUAUGGGUGCAGCUGCUUUAUUUGCUAAGGAAGGUUAA